AUGGCGAAAUCCACCUUUCUGUCAUCCACUCAUCAGAACUCUCAAACUCCUAGCACUUAUCUAUCGAAUGGAAGCAGCCAUGGCGGUGAAGGUGUCUACACAAAUGGAACCAGCACCAAAACCAAGGAUCCUUAUAGUGAUGAUCCAUUUUUAGCUGAAUACACUCCAAAUAUAUCAUUGAUUCAGCUGGGUGAACCUAUGUAUUCCACAAAGGGUCCCAACGGUAUUGGCCAAAAAUGGGACAACAGUACAGAUAAGGAAACGAAACGAGCUGAUAAGGCUGAUAGUGAAGUGCAACAAAUAAAAACCACUCGUAAAAAACAACUUCAAAAAUCCGUUAUCGAUGAAUAUGUUCAACGUAAUAAACAUAAGGUUUCUUUUUCAUUUGGUCAAAUUUUAACUUCACUUUACUUUUCACACUGUUUUGUGUUAAAUACAGUUGAUGUGUUUGGGUGUGUUGUUUAA
This is a messenger RNA of Anisakis simplex (herring worm), 465 nucleotides long. NCBI's taxonomy places the organism in Eukaryota, Metazoa, Nematoda, Chromadorea, Rhabditida, Anisakidae. The record is from the annotation of a GenBank genome assembly.